Messenger RNA from Amphimedon queenslandica, 1585 nucleotides. RefSeq lists its product as uncharacterized. Lineage: Eukaryota; Metazoa; Porifera; Demospongiae; Haplosclerida; Niphatidae. Gene Ontology annotation, biological process: DNA integration. The coding region runs from base 155 to 1585 and encodes 476 amino acids. Gene Ontology annotation, molecular function: nucleic acid binding. The record is from RefSeq and is a predicted model, not a curated record. The transcript is spliced from 4 exons.
UGUGGUGGUUCAUUCAUGUGGUGGUACAUAAUCAUUGUGUGGUGGUUUAGUGGUACAUCAUCGGCAUUGUGUGGUGGUCCAUCAUCAUUGUGUGGUUGAACUAAUACUUACUCUUUAAAAGAGAUUUACAAAAGUUAAGGGAGGAGCUUGCAAAAUGGAUGAGGGAGUAUUAAGAGAGGUGUUAUUGGAAGAACUCUCUAGAAUCAAUCGAAUUCUCUUAAUCCCUGAUUCUGACUCAUUAAACAGUGCUUCUGUUCGUUUGGAGUGUCUGUAUGGCCACAUUUUGCGCAUACACGAACAGAAUGUUUCUUCUAAUAUAGUAAAUGAAGAAGUUGUCGAUACUAUUCGUAAAUUAUUAAGUAUUGUUAAUAGUAUCUCUGAAGAUGAUGGUUUCACUUGUGAUAGCACUUGGCAACUACCAGAUGUUAUAGAUGGCCAUCGAGGACGACCUAAAUAUGAUCUUCCACGAGACCAACUACAAUAUUUAAUUGAAAAUGGCUUUACUACCAGCAGAAUUUGCUCAAUGCUCUGUAUAUCAUUAAGUACCCUUCGUCGAAGAAUGUCUGAAUAUGGAAUAAGGGUUAGGGAUACAUAUUCUGAUAUAUCUGAUACUGCACUGAAAGACUUAGUUAUGGAGGCACAUUUGUCUUUUCCAAAUGCUGGGUAUCGAUUUGUUCGUGGUUGGCUUCAUCAGAGAGGAUUAAGAAUUCAAGAGUCCCGUAUUCGCCAGUUAAUGAGAGAGGUUGAUCCUAUAGGUACCAAUAGAUUUUUUCGGUCUAUUCAUCGACGUGAAUACUCAGUAAGUGGACCCCAAGCACUAUGGCAUUUGGAUGGAAACCAUAAAUUGAUAAGAUGGCGUUUUGUCAUUCAUGGUGCAAUAGAUGGGUUUUCUCGUGUUGUAGUAUUUAUGAAUUGUUCUGCUAAUAACUAUGCACAGACUGUUCUGACUUUAUUUGUAAAAGCUGUAUCACAGUUUGGAUUGCCUGCCAGGAUUCGUUGUGACCAAGGGGUCGAGAAUUAUGAUGCAGCCAUGUUUAUGCUGACUCACCCACUUCGAGCUUCUUCUAUAAAUCCUGUAAUUGUUGGUAAAAGUGUACACAAUCAGAGGAUUGAACGCCUAUGGAGAGACUUAUUCCAAGGGUUAUUAAAUCCUCUCAAUGAGAAUGACUUAUUUUGCUUGCAUUAUGUUUACAUGAAUGUUAUUAAUCAUCAUUUGGAGGAAUGGGUGAAUGCUUGGAAUGAUCACAGGAUGACUUCAUGUCAUAACAUGAGUCCAAUGCAGAUGUGGAUACAUGGGUAUUUCAGACUGAGGGGAACUAGUUGUACAUUAGCUCAGGAAAUGUUCAAUGAACCUGUGGAACAUAAUUAUGGAAUUGAUUGGUUUGGCCCUCUUCCAACUGAAGUAGAAGAAAAUGAAACCAAUGCCAUUACAAUUCCUUUGAUCAGUUGUCCUCUUUCAGUAGCAAGCUAUCAAGACUUGUUACAAAGUUUUCCAAAUGAUCAUAGCAGUAUUAUGCAAGAUAAUUCCUACGGCAUUGACACUUACAUUAAUGUUCGCAAUUUUGUUUCAAGGGCAACAAUUUAA